Molecule: messenger RNA, 2725 nt
Organism: Drosophila bipectinata
Lineage: Eukaryota; Metazoa; Arthropoda; Insecta; Diptera; Drosophilidae
Gene: PhKgamma
Product: phosphorylase kinase gamma
Biological process (GO): glycogen biosynthetic process; protein phosphorylation
Cellular component (GO): phosphorylase kinase complex
Molecular function (GO): ATP binding; calmodulin binding; phosphorylase kinase activity
Source: RefSeq, a predicted model, not a curated record
UAUCGAUAGAUGAUUUAUUAGUGCUGCCUGUGGAUGUUUUUUUUUUGUGAUUGUGUCAAUACAAAUACACGGUUUUCUGCAAUUUAAUCCGCUAAUAUCAGACGUGGAGUUAUGCUAGAAGCGGCGUUGCAAGUGACCAGCCAACAGUGCGGCCCGGAAUGUAUGUGAAUCGGUGGUGCAGCAGCCAACUCCGCCGAAAAGCCAACUGCUUUUAACCUUAGUUGACAUUGAAAUGUACCCGCUUAGUGGACACGGAGUUGGCAUUCGUUAUUAAUUAAAUCAGCUCAGUAGCCGCCUCAGUCGCCGUUGCCGUUGCCGUCGUCGUCGCCAACAGCUGAGCGCAAGUGAAAGAGUGAGAGAAACCAAACGAGAGACAAACCGAGCGAGCGAGAGAGAAAGAGAGACAGUAGGCCCCCCGGAAUAGGGAUUUUCCAUUCCCCCCUACCUCCAACAAAAAAAAAAAAUACCAUUCACGAAAGUUAACGGCACAACGAAGCAGCCACCAGAAGCAGCAGCAACCAUCAGCGGCACUUGAGCAGUUGUUACCUCCAAAAAUAAUCGUUUAAGCGGCAACAUUUCACUGGAUCUAAUGGCCAAGGACGAGGAGGAUGAUCUGUUGCCGGACAAGGAUGCCGCCAAGGGUUUCUAUGCCAAAUACGAGCCCAAGGAGAUUCUGGGCAGGGGCAUCAGCUCAACGGUACGGCGAUGCAUCGAAAAGGAGACCGGCAAGGAGUUUGCCGCCAAGAUCAUCGAUUUGGGCGCCACCACAGAAGCCGGUGAAACGAAUCCAUAUCACAUGCUCGAAGCAACCAGACAAGAAAUCUCAAUACUGCGCCAGGUCAUGGGGCAUCCCUACAUAAUUGAUCUACAGGAUGUGUUCGAGUCAGAUGCAUUUGUUUUCCUUGUCUUUGAGCUCUGUCCCAAGGGUGAGCUCUUCGACUAUCUGACCUCUGUGGUGACUUUAUCGGAGAAGAAGACUCGCACUAUUAUGCGACAGAUAUUCGAGGGCGUUGAGUAUAUCCAUGCCAAGAAUAUCGUACAUCGUGACUUGAAGCCCGAGAAUAUAUUGCUGGAUGAGAAUCAUAAUGUUAAGAUCACCGAUUUUGGUUUCGCCAGGCAGCUGCAAGAAGGCGAGAAACUUACAGAUCUGUGUGGAACACCUGGAUACUUGGCGCCGGAAACGCUCAAGUGCAACAUGUUCGAGGGCUCACCCGGCUAUUCCCAGGAAGUGGAUAUAUGGGCCUGUGGCGUGAUUAUGUUCACGUUGCUCGUCGGUUGUCCACCCUUCUGGCACCGCAAACAGAUGGUCAUGUUGCGAAAUAUAAUGGAGGGCAAAUACAGCUUCACCUCGCCCGAAUGGGCAGAUAUUUCAGAGGAUCCAAAGGAUCUGAUACGUAAAUGUCUAGUCGUUGAUCCUGCGCAACGUAUCACCGUCAAGGAAGUAUUAAGACAUCCAUUCUUCAACCAAAUGGUGCUGAUGGGUGAACGCCGCCAUCCGACGGUAUCCAGUCGCUAUCCCCACCUGCAGGGCGAGGUGGGGGCUAAUGGCGGUACGGCAGCCGCUUCGGGCAGCGCCUCGUUCCGCUUUGGGCAGCUGAACAGUCCCGCCUACUUGUACUAUGGUGCGCCCCAGAGCUCCUACUCCUCGAACCGGAUGCGUGACGGCCCACUGGACGAUGCCAUUGCAUCUGUAUCCGCAUCCGCAUCCGCCUGCCAAGCCUCCACCUCAUCAGUAAACACCUCCGCCUCAGUAGCCAUAGUAGCCUCCACUUCUGCCACUGCAUCUGCCUCCGCCAUAGCCACCACAUCUGGCGCUGCCUUGGCGUCUGCCAUCUCCCACGCUCCCACACCCAAAACGCUCACGGCAACGGUCUACUAUCAGCAACAGCCGCAACAGCAACCGACGCAGUCACAGUCGCAGCAGCAGCAGCAACAGCAGCUACAACAGCAACAACCAAUGACGCAGCCGUUGCAGUUGCAAUUGCAACAGCCAGGCGACAGUCCAGGCGGCAAGCACUCCUUGUUCUAUGCACCAAUACCAGUGCAGCUGCGGAAACAGAGUCGCUUCAACGCACGCAAAAAGUUCCAAUUUGCCAUAUUGGUGAUAAGGGCCGUAAUCCGGAUACGUCGUCUCCGGUAUACCGCCGAGCCGCUUCACGUUGAGGAGGCGAUCCGGGAUCCGUACCGCGUCAAGGUUCUUCGCAAGGUUAUCGAUGGCUGUGCCUUCCGUGUCUAUGGCCACUGGGUGAAGAAGGGCGAGGGCCAGAACCGGGCCGCCCUCUUCGAGAAUACUCCGCGCACCGAGCUCCAUGCACUCUACAUCAACAAUCUCAGUCGAUAGGGGGCGGUGCUCGCAACUGGGCGUGGUCGCUGCUAAGCUAUUUAAGCACAAAACACACACACACAAAGAACGGAAGGAAGGAUAAGCUAAAGCAAAAGCUAAAGCCAUAAGUAAGCAACAACAGAAAAAAAAACGAAUUAAGAAAAGUUACUAGAAAUGAAACAUAUACUGGAGAUCGACAGGAGAUUGAAAGGAUAAACACCAAAAAAAAAAGGACAUGCCUUCGUUAUCGAUAUCGCCUCGUUCAGCAAUCGCUUCCAAAAACCAAACAGUGAAAAGCACAAAAAAACACACAGGUGUACAUAUGUAUAGUUGUUCUCUCUCAGCCUUUAUGUCCUUGUGAUUUUGUUUAUUCUAUUUAAUAUUUUUUUUUUUUUACGAUAA